This is a messenger RNA of Aureobasidium namibiae CBS 147.97, 444 nucleotides long. RefSeq names its product ubiquitin-conjugating enzyme. Gene Ontology annotation, cellular component: nucleus. The coding region runs from base 1 to 444 and encodes 147 amino acids. Lineage: Eukaryota; Fungi; Ascomycota; Dothideomycetes; Dothideales; Saccotheciaceae. Gene Ontology annotation, biological process: protein polyubiquitination; ubiquitin-dependent protein catabolic process. The transcript is spliced from 5 exons. The record is from RefSeq and is a predicted model, not a curated record. Gene Ontology annotation, molecular function: ubiquitin conjugating enzyme activity.
AUGGCGCUCAAGAGAAUUAACAAGGAGUUGACCGAUCUCGGCCGUGACCCUCCCUCAUCCUGCUCUGCUGGUCCCAUCGGAGAUGACCUGUUCCACUGGCAAGCCACCAUCAUGGGUCCCGGUGACUCCCCAUACUCGGGCGGUGUCUUCUUCCUCGCCAUCCACUUUCCCACAGACUACCCCUUCAAGCCUCCCAAGGUCAACUUCACCACCCGCAUCUACCACCCCAACAUCAACAGCAACGGCAGCAUCUGUCUGGACAUUCUCAGAGACCAAUGGAGUCCCGCUCUGACCAUCUCAAAAGUCCUGCUUUCCAUCUGCUCCAUGUUGACCGACCCCAACCCUGACGACCCGCUCGUUCCCGAGAUCGCACAUGUCUACAAGACUGACCGUUCGCGCUACGAGGCCACCGCCAGAGAGUGGACAAGAAAGUACGCCAUCUAA